Messenger RNA from Brugia malayi, 642 nucleotides. RefSeq lists its product as uncharacterized. Bases 1 to 642 code for a protein of 213 amino acids. The record is from RefSeq and is a predicted model, not a curated record. The transcript is spliced from 5 exons. Lineage: Eukaryota; Metazoa; Nematoda; Chromadorea; Rhabditida; Onchocercidae.
AUGAAGAAAUGUGGACGAACUUCGGAUUCUCGGCAGAGCGGCACUUCGUCAUCUACCACUGCACAAUUCGCAACACCAUCACUAUGGUCAGAGUCUUCAUUAUUGUUUGGCAGAUCUAAAGGACGAUAUCUGGCGUUGACAGUAAGAGGUGAUGAAGAAAUGCAAGUAAUUCCACAUCGAAUAGUAAUGCUUGGUGACUGUUCCAGUGGUGAUGCCGAGUGUUGUACAACAGUAACACAAGAUGGACGUGAGAUGCAGAUGUGGCUUUUUGUUGAUUUGCAUAAUUUUGAAAUGUUUUGCAAACAGUGCACCGAAAGCAUCGAUUGCUGUGUAGCAUGCUAUUCGAUAACAACUGGACAAACUUAUCGGAGUGUCAUCGAAGAAUGGAUUCCUGAAUUUAUGAAUAUGUUUCCCGGAAAGCCAAUCAUCUUAUGCGGAUUGGACAAUUCUGAAGUAUGUACAUGUAGUGGCGGCAUGCAUGAAAUAAUGUUUCAACAUGAUUUCAAUUUUUGCAACAGUCACCUUACACAAAUGGAUGUCUCCAUCUUCGAUAAGCGCAGUGUGAAAUCAUUAUAUAAUUGCAUAAAAAGUACUUCAAACAAUCCGAAAUUUAAGCAUAAGAAAGCUUGUAACUUAAUGUGA